AUGCAAAUAUGAUACGAACCCCAUCUACCAUGAUUGCUGCCGGAAAAUUUGUUCCCAUGGUGUACAAGCGGAGCCUUGUGACACCCAUGGCGAUACUCGGUGGGUUGUUUUACUCGGAAAGCAACCGUUUGGCCGAUCAAAUGGCGGCUGGAAAAUUGCACUACAAGGAUGCGAACAGCGAGUUGAACAAAAGCAUGAAAAUCCAGUUUUCAAGACCCGAACCCCAAUAUCCCGGCCACGUUCCGCUUUACACGCUAGAAAGGAUUCUUAUGUUCCUUGGAUCGUCAGUGGGAUCGUAUUUUCAUCCCGAGAGAAACGAGUUUAUUGUGGGCCUUGGAGAGUCUACCGCAUUGCCAGUAGUCCUCAGGCAUAUCCAAAAAACCAUGUUGUCAGACCCCAUAGGAAGACAGAUUCUUAAGGAGAAACCCCGGAUUACCUCCACUUCUCUUGACUUGGACUAUUUGCGGGCAUUACCUCCAAACACCAUUGGUCACACCUAUAUCAAAUGGCUUGAUAGAGAAGGCGUGAGUCCCGACACCCGUGUGGCCGUCAAGUUCAUCAACGACCCCGAAUUGGCUUACAUUUACCAGAGAUACAGAGAAUGCCAUGACUUUUAUCAUGCUGUCACCGGGUUGCCCAUCAUCAUCGAAGGAGAAAUUGCUGUCAAAGUGUUUGAAUUCAUGAACAUUGGCAUUCCCAUGAGCGGGUUGGGGGCGCUAUUUGCUCCCUUACGGCUCAAACCCAGUCAGAAAGAACGACUUUUCAAUAUCUAUUAUCCUUGGGCCAUUCGCACUGGGGUCAACUCCAGGCCUCUUAUGAAUGUAUAUUGGGAACACAUGUUGGAAAAAGAUAUGGAUGAGUUCAGAACAGAAAUGAACAUUGAGCAGCCUCCCGACUUGCGUAUACUUCGGAAAGAGUACUUUGAGAAGUUAAAGAGGAAAAAGUUGAUCAUGUGAUGAAUGUAUAUAAGUUGUAGUUUCAGGUAGCUAAAGCCGCACUGUUGAUACAAAUAAAUUGUUACGAUUUCGUUUUGUUGCUGUGAAUAAUGUCUUCCUUGUUGUACAAGUACUUCUUGAAGAAAGUAUGUAUCGUAUCUAUCUGCUAUGUGUUGUGGCCCACCUAUUAACCUUCAGACCAAUUUGGAUUCGGUCUUCACUGUGGGAGGUGACCCCAAUAAUAGUGACCCAUAUUUUGAAGAAAUCCCCCCAAACGAAUUGCAUUUCUACCAGAAAAAAGGGGCUCGGAGAAAGAGAAAGUUACCAGAUUUCAUCCCCAAACAUGACCUAAAUGUAUUGGAUUCCGUCAAAAGAAAGGCUUAUAGACUCGAUUUACAGUUGAGUAUGUGUGGAUUGCGUCUUGGAUGGGCAGGAGUCAUUGGAUUGAUUCCAUGGAUCGGUGACUGUAUCUCCUUGUUCUUUGCUUUGCAAUUGAUCAAAAAGGCCGAUGAAAUAGAAGGUGGUGUCCCCAUAGCAGUCAAACUGAAAAUGAUGUCGAACUUGAUAUUUGACUUUAUAAUGGGACUCAUUCCGUUAUUGGGCGACUUUAUGAACAUCUUGUACAAGUGCAACUCACGUAACUUCAUUCUCUUGGAGAAGUAUCUCGUGGAGAAGCAUUCCCCGAAUCACCACGGGUCUAAAAUGGAAAACAUGAACAAAAAGCAGCUCCAGGCCUUGGAGGACUCGGGUAUGGAGCACGGUGAGGGUCCUGAGAAAACCCGAGCUGAUGACCUAGUUUAGUGUAAUAUACAGCCAUUGGCCAUCUAUUGUCGGGAAAACUGGGUUUCGAGUCGAGACACCCGAACCUUGAAAUCAUCCACAAACCCCUUCAAUUGGUCCAACUUCAUAAAUUCCAACUCCAACUUGUCACAUUCUACUAGUAGCUUGUCGAUUUGAGCCAUCUCCAUGUCGAGUUUCAACUGUUGUUGCAAGUAGUCUCUCUUUAUUAGCAGCUCUUUCUGGCUGACCGACUCAAAAGUGAUAUCCGAAAGGCUUUUGACAUGGUCAUUAAUCUUAUAUAUGAGAUAGUCGUAGCUCAAGGCCAACUGUUUCAAUCCCAUUGGAUCCUCUUCCUCACUGUCUGCAACCAUUAUGCCAAUUAUUUGCAAUCGGUUCACUGAAGAUGCUCA
Yamadazyma tenuis ATCC 10573 is the source of this 2125-nucleotide messenger RNA. The record is from RefSeq and is a predicted model, not a curated record. NCBI's taxonomy places the organism in Eukaryota, Fungi, Ascomycota, Pichiomycetes, Serinales, Debaryomycetaceae.